Stegodyphus dumicola is the source of this 1422-nucleotide messenger RNA. Its product is annotated as cephalotocin receptor 2-like. Gene Ontology annotation, molecular function: peptide binding; G protein-coupled receptor activity. Gene Ontology annotation, cellular component: plasma membrane. Gene Ontology annotation, biological process: cellular response to hormone stimulus; G protein-coupled receptor signaling pathway. The record is from RefSeq and is a predicted model, not a curated record. Lineage: Eukaryota; Metazoa; Arthropoda; Arachnida; Araneae; Eresidae.
AUGGCAAAUUUGAUCCAGUAUUCCAUUUCGAACAUUUCUGAAGCUUCACGAACAAACUGGAAUAAGACGUCCUCAAACACAAGCGAAGACGAUACCACGUCUAGAGUGCUGGGUCCAGAGUAUCAUCGUCAGAUGAGGAUUUUUCUUCUGACGUUUAUGAUUGCAACUUCUCUUUUGGGAAACGCGAUUAUGUGUUUCCACAUCAAACAAAAUCGAAGGAGGAAUCAGCGUAUCCAACUGCUGUUUAUUAACCUUGCUGUGGCAGACCUUCUUGUAACGUGUUUCACCAUGACGUCUCAGCUUGUCUGGGAAAGCAUGAGCAAAGAAUGGAUCGGCGGACCUGCUUUCUGCUCCAUCUUCAAAGUGUUGCAGACAUUCACUAUGGUUUGUUCAAACUAUCUAAUCGUUACAAUUGCCCUAGACAGACAUACAGCAAUUGUGUACCCAUUGAAAAGAAGACCCAAUACUCGAUGCUAUCUCAUCGUAGCCUGGUUAACCUCACUUAUACCCUCACUUCCAAAUGCCUACGUAUUUCACCAAUACAUCGAUCCUUCUGGAAACAGAUUCUGCGUUGCCAAAUUUUACACAGCCGAAUUGUCUCUCAGGACGCGACAAAUGUAUAUGGGAUUCGUACUUCUUUCUGUGUUUAUCUUUCCCAUUUGCCUUAUUAUUGGUCUUUACGCUAGGAUUCUGUAUGUGCUUUGGACAAGAAGUCGAGCUUUUCCCGGACAUGUAACAUCUGCAGAUUCUGUAGCCUCCAACAGCAUUCCAAAAGAAUUUAGUUGUGCUCACCCACACUAUCCAAGAGCCAAAAUUAAAACACUGAAGAUGACUCUGGCUGUCGUGGUUACAUUUCUAACCACAUCUUUGCCGUACUUAGUACAGGAGAUGAUUAUAGCAUUCGGAGAUCCAUCCAGUUUGAACGAGAAUGUUGUGGCAAUGGCUGGUAUAUUUUCAGCAUCGAACAGUACGGUUAAUCCGUACAUAUAUUUACUUUUCAAUGCAAACGCUGCUAUCGCAAAGCGAGUCGCGAACAUGAUGUGCAGUUGCUGCCUUCCUGUACAUGCCAAAUGUGAAUCUAGGAUAGAAACGAGUACCAACGCGGUGUCAGAAAUCACCCAACGACAGUUGGUUUCUGCCUGGCGAAAGCUGUGUCCAUCCCUCGCUCAAGGAGCCGGAGGUGAUCAGGGUGACACCUCUGAAAUUAUGGAUGAAAUUAUAACAACUGCGAGAGAUCUGGGAUUGGAGAGGAACGAGGAUGACAUUGAAGAGCUCAUAAUGGAACAUGAAGGUGACUUGAUGGCAGAAGAACUCCGAGAAAUCUUGAAGGAAAAACACAAAGAAACUCAGCGAAAUGUGUUUCCUUCUGAAAAAGAGGAAGACGAAAGAGGAGCAAUGCAUUUGCCAUUAAAGAUCUUUUAA